AUGGACAAGUUGGAGUUGCAGGGGCAGUGGCACUCGUUGAAGCAGCAAGUAGGAGAGGAGCCCCGGCGCUAUCUCACAGGAACAGCAAUACAUCGCCAGAAACUAGAAGCUUACGGUUGGGUGCAAUCCGAUCAUGAUGCUAACGUCCACUAUGUACGCAACCUUCUGCCCGAUUUCCAUGUGCAGAGGAGCGUGUUGUUGGCGCAUUCGGAGGUCAGGAUGGAAUUGUUAGAGAAGGUGAUUCUGACUGCCUGGGCGGAGACGGAGGCCGCUAGGAAGAGGGCGUCGGAGAGCGUGGGGGCGUAUGCCCUCGUCACUGGCGGUGACAACCGUGGUGGCGGGGGCGGGAACAUGGGGGAUAGGGGGAAGACGAGAGGACAACGGAGGACGGCAGCGCGGCAACAGCAGCAACAACCGCAGCAGCCACAGCAGCAGCAUCAGCCGUACUUCAAGCAGCAGCAACAGCGGGGUUGGGGAGGUCCCUCGGGCGGCCAAGGUGCGAGCUACGGCAGAAGGCACGGGCCCCUGCAUGGGGGCCGGGGCUUUUCUGGAGGAGGACGUCAUCAGCAGCAGCCGGUAGGAGGAAGAUUCGGGGGGCGUGGCGCCGCUUCCGGUGGGAGGGGCAGGGGCCCUUUCCACCAGGGACCGCCGGGCAGCGACCUCCCCGCCUACCCUGUGCCUCAGCGUGGCUACGACUAUAGCGCCUACCCCCCCCACAUGUACCGCCCCCAGGAAAAUGAACUUCCCAUCCACCCGAAUGACCCUCGCGAAGGGGAAGAAGGCGGGCGUGCCUUACCAAUCGGGCACGCGCGCGGAGCGGCCGCACGAUCUUUGGCAUCUCGAUCUGAGUGGGCCGAUGACGGCCCGCUGGGGGAGUCGUUUUUCAUGAUCAUGUUCGGGGACAGCUUCCGGCAGUGGAUGAAGCUGUACGGGAUGAGGCGCAAGUCGGACACUCUCGCCUUCGUCAAGAAGUUCCUCGCCGACGUGAGUGGCACGGGUGUCCCUCGCUCUUUCCGGAUGGACAACGGGGGGGAGUUCAUCAGCCGUGACUUCAUCGCCUUCUGCGACAACGCCGGCAUCCGCCGUACGUACACGGCGCCGGGCACCCCGCAGCAGAAUGGUCCGGCAGAGAGUGCGAUCUGGCGCGUGAACAAGGCCGGCCACGCCGCUCGUCUCGAGGCACGCCGCCUGUUCCCCAAGAUCGACUUCACCCGCGUCCAUGGCUUCGGACGCGAUGGCGAGCGACUUUGGCUAGAGUCGUGUCACUGGGCUGCCGGCGGCUUCAACCGUUCUCCGACCAAGGCAAACGUCGGGUACAAGUUGCCGCACGAGCUCUUCACCGGUCGCCCACCCCCGCUCCAGAUCGUCCCGUUCUUGCAGCCGAAGUACAUGCGUGUGACGCGCGCGCGGAAGAUGGAUCCUCAGGCAGUGUUGUGCUGCUACCUCAACAACGGCGACAACCAUCCCGAGUCGGCGGUCAAGGUCCUCAAGUUCGCGACGGGGCGCGUGUGCAUGGCGAACAACGUCAUGUGGGUCUCCGACCGCGCGCCGUUGCUGACCCCGCCGCUGGAGAUGCCGGCGCCGGCGGACGAGGGGGGGGAUUUGGAUGUCCCCGCCGCACCAUUUCUAAUAGCGCCGCCGGCAACUCUCACACCACCAUCGCCGGCGGCACCGUCUACCGCAGCCACACCACCGCCACCGGUCACCGCGCCGCCUGCAACACCGUUCGCCGCCGCGCCACCGUUCACCACCACUGCAACACCGUUCGCCACCGCGCCACCGUUCACCACCACCGCACCGCCUGCAACGCCUUUCGCCGUCGCGCCACCGUCUCCCGCCGUCGCGCCGCCCGGUGCCGCGCCAUCGACCAAUAUGCCGCCGCUCACUACGAGGACCAUCCGUGAACUGGACGUGGGGCGCGGGGACAUGAGGGUUUCUGCGCGCACAAGGGCAGCCGCUAAGGACCAAGGGGGGGGGCGGGCGUCGUCAAUGCCGCCCCUCUCUGCCAGGGCCAAUCGAGAGCUGGACUUGGGACGAGGGACGCGGGUGCCAGGGAGGUUGAGGGUUCGGGGGGACAAGGCAACGCUCCUGUCGACUCUCACCACUCGCAGCGUCGUCGAUGGGGGGAGAAAGGAGAUCCCGAGUUCAGCCGGAGGACGUGAAGUAGCGGAGCCGGAGGGGCGAGAGCGGGGAGGCCCGAAACAGAAGGACUCGAUGGCGUGUGAGCAAAAUCUUUCUCUUCUUCAUUUUGACAUCAAGCAAGCAUUUGUCCAGUCGGAUUUGGAUGAGGAUGUUUUCAUGCGUCUGCCAGAGGGGUGUGGUAGAUUGUCAGGGUUGAAGCUUUCAGAGUUUGACCAGGAUGAGGAAGUGGUAUCAUGGCCUUUUCGUGAGCUGAUAGGAUCAUUGAUGUUGCUGGCGACGCAAACGAGGCCAGAUAUCGCGAAUGCAGUAAGAGCGGUAGCACAGUAUUGUGCUUCUCUCAAAGAAAUUCAUUGGAGAGCAGGUCGUGGUAUUUUGGGGUACGUGGUAAGGACUAGUGACACGGGUAUUACAUUCAGGAGGGGCAGUGUAGCAGGGUUGAGCAUGGAGGUGUUCGCAGACGCAGACUAUGCAAGUAAGGCUGCCGAUAAGAGGUCUGUGUCAGGAGGCUUGGUGAUAUGUUGGGGGGGAUGUGUUUCUUGGUUUUCAAGGACGCAAAAGUGCGUUCCGUUGAGUACGACAGAGGCGGAGCACGUCUCCCUUGCGGAUGUGAUGAAGGAAGUGUUGUUUCUGAGGCAGGUAUGGCGUUUGAUGUUGCCAGAAGCAGGUAUGCCGUUUAUUCCGGUAUUCGAGGAUAACCAGGGGGCUAUUCAGUUGGCGAAGAACCCGAUUAGCAACAGUAACUCGGAGCACAUCGACGUAAGGCACCACUUUAUCAGGGAACUGGUAGGCAGGAAGGAGAUUUCGAUUUUUCACGUGGAAUCGGCGUAUCAACAUGCUAACUUCCUCACGAGGCACUUCACGUCGGAGAUUUUGAGUUUCAUAGUAAUUUCGUGA
Ectocarpus sp. CCAP 1310/34 is the source of this 3036-nucleotide messenger RNA. The record is from the annotation of a GenBank genome assembly. Lineage: Eukaryota; Phaeophyceae; Ectocarpales; Ectocarpaceae.